This is a messenger RNA of Erigeron canadensis, 916 nucleotides long. RefSeq names its product transmembrane protein 208 homolog. Bases 99 to 620 code for a protein of 173 amino acids. Lineage: Eukaryota; Viridiplantae; Streptophyta; Magnoliopsida; Asterales; Asteraceae. The transcript has 5 exons. The record is from RefSeq and is a predicted model, not a curated record. Gene Ontology annotation, biological process: vacuolar protein processing. Gene Ontology annotation, cellular component: intracellular membrane-bounded organelle.
AAAUUAUUAGGUGGAAUUGUACCAAGGGUCAGCUCACAAGGGUUUUUCCAUUUUACUUCAAUCUCAAGAUCAACUGAAAAUAAAAUAAGUCAAAAAAAAUGGCAAAUCAAGGGGCGAAGAAGCGAAGAGAAGAAAAUACUCGCCAUAUCAACAAUCUCUUUCGUAUUAUCAUCGCCUGCAAUAUCAUUUAUGUCAUAGUAAGAGCUGGGUUCUUCUAUUCCACAUUUUCAUGGAUGCAUUGGAUCGGCCUAAUACUGACUUCAGCUGCCUACUAUCUAUGCUAUCAACAACUAGCAUCAAUGGCAAAGCCUACCUACACAGAUGAUGGGGACCUUUUAGAUGGGGGCUUUGAUAUGAGUACUGGUGGGGCCUGCGGAUACCUGCAUGAUGUUAUAUACAUUACCUGCUUUGUGCAAGUUAUGUCUAUCAUAUCUGGGAAGUUUUGGUGGAUAUAUGCGGUGAUACCAGCAUUUGCAGUCUAUAAAGGAUGGGGUUUGAUUAAGGGAUUUCUCCCUCAAGGUUCUGAGGGAGUUGAAGAGGAUGAAAAAACUCGCAAGAAAAGGGAAAAAAUGGAGAAGAAAGCAUCAAGAGGCAAGUUUAUUAAAGCAAAAGGUCGAUAGUUUCAAAUUCAGCAGCAUUUACCCUGUGAUCCGAGUAUUUACUUUCAUUGUAACGAUAUACCCAUACAUGAUUUUCUUGUGUUAGACUAGUGAACUAGAAUUUUCACAACAACUUUUUAAGUUUGGUAUAUUAGUUGUACCUUAUUUAACUGCUUGAAAUGAGUACUAAAACAUGUUUCAUCUGCAAAUUCACAUGGUUCUAUAUGAGGUUGGUUGGUGUAAAACUUUCAAGUCAUUUGCUAUUGGUUUGCUUAAAUUCAUCACAAACUUGUUUGCUCAGAUUGAGCUUUUUUUCA